GAUAUGGCAUUUGCAGAAACACUUGAAGAUAUGUGGUGUUGAGUUCAAAGUUGUUUAAUAUUCCAGGAAUAAGGAUAUGAAAUGAAUCAGUCAGAAGUUAUGUUUAUCUAGACAUUUCUUCAUAAUUUCGCUGGGAAAACGUUGCAAAAUUAUAGCAUAAAUAAUCUAACAUGAACGAAAUCUCGCUAAAUCGCGUUGCUGACGUCAGAGGGAUUUCCCGAUGUAUUUCCAUUGAUGAGUCAUUCCAAAGAAAUGAGCGUCAGUACUCAAUAACGUUGCCGGUAGUACUCACAGUCACGGCGACCUGUUUCACGAGGAUUCCGGGCAUUUCAGUGACAGAAAUUGGAUUAAAUUGGAUCAUUAUUGGCCACAGUAAAGAGCAAGAAACCUGUCUUCUUCCCCUGUUGUCCAUUUCAAGAUGGCGGAAGGGGAAUCCUCUGAAAUGGGGAGUCAAGUAAACCAUGUUUUGUUAGCAGCUGCACGAAGGCGGGCCUUGAAGCUGGACUUCAAACGUAUCGCUUAUGAUCCUAAACCAUCUCCUCCAUUACCACCACCAGAAACUCUUGCAAGUAAGGGACACCCUACACAAAUUGAGAGGUUGCGGUCACAGAGCCUAGAAUCAUCAGGGAAACUACAGAUUUCACCAGAACUGAUUUUUGACUUCACGGCAGAUGACCUGCAAGACUUGGGUGAGAUAGGGAGGGGAGCAUUUGGUACAGUCAACAAAAUGCUCCAUCAACAGAGUAACACUAUUAUGGCAGUUAAGAGGAUACGCUCUACAGUUGAUGAAAAAGAACAGAAACAAUUAUUAAUGGACUUGGAUGUCGUAAUGCGCAGCAAUGAGUGUCCUUAUAUUGUGCAAUUUUAUGGUGCUCUCUUCAAAGAAGGUGAUUGCUGGAUAUGCAUGGAGUUAAUGGCAGUCUCAUUAGAUAAAUUUUACCGUUUUAUCUUUGGUUCAUAUGGAACAUUACACUUACACCCAAGGAUAGAAGAAGAUAUAUUAGGAAAAAUAACAGUAGCUACUGUGAAGGCACUGAAUUACUUAAAAGAAAAAUUAAAGAUCAUUCACAGAGAUGUGAAACCCUCCAACAUUCUUCUUGAUCGGCAGGGCAACAUUAAGCUUUGUGAUUUUGGCAUCAGUGGACAGUUGGUAGAUUCCAUAGCAAAGACAAGGGAUGCAGGGUGUAGACCUUACAUGGCACCAGAGAGAAUAGACCCCCGGCACUCCUCCAGGGGAUAUGAUGUGAGGUCUGAUGUGUGGAGUUUAGGAAUCACACUGUAUGAAUUGGCUACUGGGAAGUUUCCAUAUCCUAAGUGGAACAGUGUGUUUGAUCAGCUAGCUCAGGUUGUGCAAGGGGCAGCCCCCCAGCUGGACCCAGCAGACGAAAUAUACUCGCCACAGUUUGUAAAAUUUGUCAAUACUUGUUUAACAAAAGAUGAGAAACAAAGGCCAAAAUAUAAUAAAUUGCUAGUAAGUACAAAAUAUCAGUUAGAUUGAUACAAGCACAGAAUUCUGUGGUGCAUUUUCCUAAUUCUUUUCA
Lingula anatina is the source of this 1541-nucleotide messenger RNA. RefSeq names its product dual specificity mitogen-activated protein kinase kinase 4-like. Gene Ontology annotation, biological process: protein phosphorylation; MAPK cascade. NCBI's taxonomy places the organism in Eukaryota, Metazoa, Brachiopoda, Lingulata, Lingulida, Lingulidae. Gene Ontology annotation, molecular function: JUN kinase kinase activity; ATP binding. The record is from RefSeq and is a predicted model, not a curated record.